This is a messenger RNA of Zalophus californianus (California sea lion), 2636 nucleotides long. It is a transcript of the gene NOXO1, whose product is annotated as NADPH oxidase organizer 1. The coding region runs from base 1226 to 2377 and encodes 383 amino acids. NCBI's taxonomy places the organism in Eukaryota, Metazoa, Chordata, Mammalia, Carnivora, Otariidae. The record is from RefSeq and is a predicted model, not a curated record. The transcript has 7 exons. Gene Ontology annotation, molecular function: phosphatidylinositol binding; superoxide-generating NADPH oxidase activator activity; protein binding. Gene Ontology annotation, biological process: superoxide anion generation.
GCAAUUCAGGCCUAUGUCAGCAGGUGUUCGUUGCCUGGGCCAAGAUCAGAGAAGGUUUGAGAGCCACUGAUUAGACAGAUGCACAAAGGCCCUUUGUCAAGGCUAGGGUGAUUUCCGAGAGGGAUGUCCUAGAGGCUAACCCCUCCCUAGACAGCUUGGGGUAGGAGUCCCAACCUAGAGCUGGUGGCCCCAACAGCAGGAAGAGCCAAAAUAUACCAGGGUUGGAUGGAGCUCUGGAAGUCUUUCCUAUAAGGAAGCAGCCCAGAGAUGUGGGGCACCUGAGCACACACUGUCUGGGGAUUCUAGGGUCCAACCCCUGUUCACCCGUUAGUGGGGGAAUUGUGACUUCUGAUCUCAGAGGCUGUGUUAGCAGUAAAUUGUGAUAAAUCAUAAAUUUAGAGGCAGCUCUCAAAACAGUCCUAGUCACCAACCCCCCCUCCCCAAGUGCCAGUGACUGCAGAGAAGGACCCUCUUUGUCCUGCCCCAAGUCUCCCCACCACAGGGGAACCUCUGGGGUGAGCCUGUGAGGUCCACCCCCACAUCCAGAAAAACUGACAUUAAUUAUCUAUUUAAUACAAAUUUCCUCCUCUGUGAUUUGGAAACAUUAAGAGACCUUUCCUCCAAUGUGAGCCAAACAAAGUACAUAAAGCUUUUAGCCCUGGGUCCUUGGUUCCUGAUGACAACAGCAGUCAGCUUCCCAGGUGAGUUCAAGACAGAGCCGUGGGGGCACGCCCUGGAGGAGGCUCCGCUAGUCCCAGCACCACACCGGGUGUGGGAGAGCCAGGAGAGCGGGGCCAAGCCUGGCGGCACUUUGAGGAUUCUUCCUUUUCCUCCUCCUCCCACGGGCCAGACUCAGUCCCCAACCUCCACCGCCUCUCUGCCCCUCCCCACCCCCAAGCCCUGUAUUCCUGUCCCUCUACCCAGAUCUACUUUGGGCACAGUGAAGAACCUGGGAAAGACCCAGGGGCAAGGCAGCGAUACAAGAACCUGGCAGGUCUGGGGCGUAGCCGGGGAAUUCCAAUCAGUCUUCCGGGUGCCCGGGAGCCCCCCUCCUUCUCUCCCCCCGCCCCCCCACCGUGUGAGCCAGGACGCAGUGGGACCCUUGGCCACAGUUUACCCACUCCAGAAGCCCAGGACCGGGACCCGUGAGCACAGCGAUGGCUGACCCCCGGCACCCGGUGUCAGUGUGCGCAGCAGCCCUAGUGCAGACAGCGCGGCUUCAGGUAUGACGGGCGGAGUCGCUGCCAGCCCCAAGGAAGAAGGAAGGAAUUCCUGGCCCAGCACCUCCAAGGCGCCUCAACCUUUCUCCCAACAGACAUUUGCCUUCUCUGUGCACUGGUCGGAUGACAGCGACACUUUCGUGCGCAGGAGCUGGGAUGAAUUCAAGACGCUCCAGAAGACCCUCAAGGAAACCUUCCCGGUAGAGGCGGGCCUGCUGCGGAGAUCGGACCGCGUCCUCCCCAAGCUUCCCGGUGAGGCCGACGCAUCGCUGUUGGUACGCGGGGGGCGCACAGGCCGCGGCCUGGCGCGCCUGCGGCUGCUGGAGACCUAUUCGCGGGCGCUGCUGGCUGCGGCGGCGCGCGUGUCUCGGAGCUCAGCGCUCACCGGCUUCUUUGCACCACAACCCCUGGACCUGGAGCCCGCGCUGCCACCCGGCAGUCUGGUGAUCCUGCCCGUUCCUGAAGAGCCCCUACCCCGCCCGGCGGACAGCCUUGCCAUCCGUGGCCUGGAGGCUCAGAGCCUGCGCUGCCUGCAGCCCUUCAGCACCCGGGACACGCAGGGCCGACCUUUCCAUGCACAGGCCCAGGAGAUCCUAGAUGUGCUGCUGCGACAUCCCUCAGGCUGGUGGCUGGUGGCAAACGAAGACCAGCAGACAGCGUGGUUUCCUGCUCCCUACCUGGAGGAAGCGGCUCCAGGCCAAGAACGACGACCCCUAGGGAGUAGUGGGUCUCAAUUCUGCGCUUCCCAAGCCUAUGAGAGCAGCCAUGCAGAUGAACUGUCAGUGCCUGCGGGGGCACGCGUGCGCGUGCUGGAAACUUCAGAUCGUGGCUGGUGGCUCUGCAGGUUCAGAGGGCGCUGCGGUCUCCUCCCCGCUGUGCUGCUGCGACCCGACGGGCUGGGCGCGCUCCUGAGUGGCGCAGGGCUCCACCGCGAGGAGGACCGUGAGGAGGACAGAGUGGGAGAGGCCCAAGGCUCCCCCGAGAACCCCCAGGCCACAACCCUUCCCCCUACCGUGCCCACCCGCCCUCUGUUGAGCGCCAUCCAGAGCCGCUGCUGCACCAUCACCCGCAGGGCACUGGCACCCAAGGACCCCCUCGAGGGUGUGUGGAGCUGCACAGAGGGCAGGCCCAAGGCUCCAGACCCCAGGGACGACUGACACCAGACAAGUCGCCACCGUCACCACCACUGCGGGAGGAGUAUUUGAGGGAGGGGCCCCGUGGCCGGCAGGGCCAGGAAACCAUACUCUCCCAUUUCCCGAAUAAAGCUCUUCUGACUGAGGCAUAACCCAGUGUCUGUGCUGAGAAGCAGGGCCUUCUGGGUCUUGGCCAGGCCAGGGCACGCGUGGGGCAGGUCGGGGCUGGGGGCUAGGGACAUGGAGUGAGACAGAGUCCACACAUGGGGAGUCUGGAUAGAAA